CAUAUGUGGAAGUCAAAAAAGUCCCACGUUGUUGUACUUGUAUGCGACAGUAACCAAUUCUAUGAAAAACAAAGCAACAAAAAAAAGAAAGGACAGAAAAAAAGUGUCUUUGCUUUCUUUAUUUUCAUUCUUUAAAUUGGAUUGAGUCUCACUUUCUCUCUCUCUCUCCCAAUUCUUGGAUUGGAUAUUUGUCAAAAUCUUCCAUUAUUAUUUUCAAAUCUAUCAUUUCUCUCUCUCUCUCUCUCUCUCUCUCUAAACAUUCUCUGUAAUGAUUCCAUAACCCUGGUUUUAGGGUUCUUGUGAUUUUUUAGUCAAGUAAAUUUCCAAUUUUGAUUAAUUUUUCGGAUACCCAGUUCAUCUAAAAGCUCAAUCUUUUGGGCUAGUUGUUCAAAUUUCAAUUUUUUAUGGUGGGUUUGAAGAAAUCGGAGAUUUUUUUUCAGCUCAUGUCCCACAUUAUCCCAUAUAAAUAUCUCUGACCCAAUUUGUUUUGAUGGGUAAUUAGAAGAAAAAAAAAAGAAACUGAAUUUUGUUGAAUUUGGUUGUGGAGUUUCAAGAGAAUGAGGCUACAGGUACGAGUAAUUGAGGCUCGGAAUAUACCAGCAAUGGAUCCGAACGGUUUGAGUGAUCCGUACGUGAAGAUACAACUUGGGAGGCAGAAGUUUAAGACCAAAGUGGUGAAGAAGAGUUUGAAUCCUCAAUGGGGUGAGGAAUUCGGGUUCCGGGUUGAUGACUUGAAUGAGGAGCUAGUGUUUUAUGUUUUGGAUGAGGACAGGUACUUCAACGAUGACUUUGUUGGCCAACUCAGGGUACCUGUUUCCAAGGUCUUUGAUUCAGAGGACAAGUCAAUUGGUCCCUGUUGGUACUCUCUGCAACCCAAGAACAAGAAGUCCAAGAACAAGGAUUGUGGUGAAAUUCUUCUAACAAUAUAUUUUUCUCAAAACAAUUCAUCCGUAAACUUGAAUUGUAAUGGUGAAUCACCUUCAAGGACAUUCAAUAGCUCAUCAAACUCACCUUCACUAAGACUAGAAGAAAUUGCUUUCUCUAAGGAAGACAAGUCUUUUGUACAGAAGUCCUUUGCUGGCCGACUUGCUCUGAUUUUCAAUAAACAUUCAGAUACAGCUUCAUCUUCAUCCACCUACAGUGACGGGUCAGAGCCACCUGAAACUGCGGGAUCCGAGAUUUAUGAGAACAAGUAUGAGGAUCAGUCUUCAUCUGAUACUUUUGAAAAAGUGAUGAACACAAUGGAGACAAGGGAUCAAGGAAGUGAAACCCCAAGCAAUUUACCAGGAGGAGUGGUUUUAGACCAAUUGUAUCAGAUAGCACCACCUGACCUGAACUCUUUACUCUUUUCACUUGAUUCAAGUUUUCCGAAAUCAGUGGCAGAAGUGCAAGGAACUACAGAACUGCAACAAGGAUGUUGGAAAUUUGAAAAUAAUGGUGAGAAUUUGAAAAGAGUGGUCACAUACAUUAAGGCUCCAAGUAAAUUAAUCAAAGCUGUGAAAGCCACUGAGGAGCAAACGUAUCUGAAAGCUGAUGGGAAGGUUUUUGCAGUUUUGGCAAUCGUGAGCACUCCUGAUGUCAUGUAUGGGAGCACCUUUAAGGUGGAAGUGCUCUACUGCAUUACACCUGGGCCUGAGCUACCAUCAGGAGAACACUCCUCCCGUUUGGUAGUAUCCUGGAGAGUAAAUUUUCUUCAAGGCACCAUGAUGAAAGGAAUGAUAGAAAAUGGAGCUCGACAAGGUAUAAAGGAAAGCUUUGAGCAGUAUGCAAUUGUAUUAUCUCAGAAUGUUAAGCUAGUUGACUCUAAGGAACUUGGUUCGAAUAAGGAACAGGUCUUGGCAUCACUGCAGGUGGAGCCCCAGUCAGAUUGGAAGCUGGCUGUACAGUAUUUUUUAAAUUUUAAUGUGUUUUUCACUAUUAUUAUGGGAUUGUAUGUGCUUGUUCACAUCUGGCUGGCUACACCCAGCACACUUCAAGGGCUUGAGUUUGUCGGGCUUGACUUGCCAGAUUCAAUUGGUGAAUUCAUAGUCUGUGGUGUCCUGGUUCUUCAAGGUGAACGGCUACUGGGGUUGAUUUCGCGCUUCAUGCAGGCCAGAGCGCAAAAAGGCAGUGAUCAUGGAGUCAAAGCACAAGGAGAUGGCUGGUUAUUAACUGUUGCCUUGAUUGAAGGAAGUAGUUUAGCAGCUGUUGAUCCAAGUGGGUCCUCUGAUCCAUAUGUGGUGUUUACUUGUAAUGGGAAAACUAGAGCCAGCUCAAUCAAAUUCCAGAAGUCUAAUCCUCAAUGGAAUGAAAUUUUUGAAUUUGAUGCAAUGGAUGAGCCUCCUUCUGUGCUGGACAUGGAAGUUUAUGAUUUUGAUGGACCUUUUGAUGAAGCUACGUCUUUGGGACAUGCUGAAGUCAAUUUUCUGAGAAAUAAUAUAUCAGAUCUAGCUGAUAUUUGGGUUCCUCUUCAAGGAAAGUUAGCUCAGGCUUGCCAAUCUAAGAUUCACUUAAGAAUUUUCUUGAACAAUACAAAAGGUGGCAAUGUUGUUAAAGAAUAUUUAAGUAAGAUGGAGAAAGAGGUGGGGAAGAAGAUAAAUGAGCGGUCUCCUCAAACAAAUUCUGCCUUCCAAAAACUCUUUGGGCUUCCACCAGAGGAGUUUCUCAUCAACGACUUUACCUGCCACCUGAAACGAAAAAUGCCCCUGCAGGGUCGCCUGUUCCUUUCAGCAAGAAUAAUUGGGUUUCAUACAAAUCUGUUUGGGCAUAAGACAAAAUUCUUUUUCCUUUGGGAGGAUAUAGAAGUUAUCCAGGUUGUUCCACCUACUCUAUCAUCAAUGGGCAGUCCAAUUGUUGUAAUGACUCUUCGGCCUGGCCGAGGUAUGGAUGCCAAGCAUGGUGCAAAGACACAAGAUGCAGAAGGCAGGCUGAAGUUCCAUUUCCAGUCCUUUGUGUCCUUUAAUGUAGCACAUAGGACAAUUAUGGCUCUAUGGAAGGCUAGAUCCUUGAGUCCUGAGCAGAAGGUACAAAUAGUUGAAGAAGAAUCUGAACCCAAAAUCCUCCAAACUGAUGAGAGUGGGUCCUUCUUGGGCCUUGAUGAUGUCAGCAUGUCUGAGGUUUAUUCAUGUAUACUCCCUGUUCCUACAAGUUUUUUCAUGGAGGCAUUAAGUGGGGGUGAAUUGGAGGCUAGAGUUAUGGAGAAAUCUGGUUGUCUUGACUAUUCUAACACCCCAUGGGAAUCGGAAAAGAGUGAUGUCUAUGAGAGACAAAUACAAUACAGAUUUGAUAAAUGUAUUUCCCGUUAUAGAGGAGAGGUGACAAGUUCUCAGCAAAAGUUCCCCCUACCUGAUAAAAAUGGAUGGCUUGUUGAGGAGGUCAUGACGCUCCAUGGAAUUCCACUAGGCGACAAUUUCAAUCUUCACCUUAGAUACCAAUUGGAGGAAUUACCCUCAAAAUCAAAGGAAUGUAAUGUACAGGUGUUCUUGGGAAUUGAAUGGCUGAAAAGUUCUAAGCAUCAGAAAAGGAUUACAAAGAACAUCCAAAAAAACCUGCAAGAUCGCCUGAAAGGGAUGUUCUCUGUAAUUGAGAAGGAAUUUGCGGCAAAAUAGUGGAGCGAUCUAUUGUAUUCUGUAUUUCGAUAUAUUGACUUUGGGUUGGAGAUAGCUGAGGUUCGUAUAGCAUCAUGCACCUUCCCAAUACAGUGUCUGUGAUGAUAUCUGUGAAUGUCUUCUACGGUGGAGGCUUAAGCUAGAUUGCAUGACAGGUCAUAACUUUUCCUUGCGGAAGUGCCCUCUAGCCUUGAUUUAUGCUAGUAUUGCAGCAUUAAUUUAUUCAAGAAUAUCCUUAAUUUGGUAGAAGUAAAACACACAGAUGGUGGAGUUAUUUACAUGUGGAGCUUAAGAUUUAGCAGAGAUUGAUUGGAUACUUUCCAUUCUUGUUGAGAUUGGUACUCUAUCUAAACAGGCUGAAGUUUGCUGCAAUUUUUGACAGACACGGAUCUAUUGGACCUUAUUUUCAAUUCACAAGCCAGAUAGAGCAACUAUCCAUUGCUCCUUUUUAUUUAACCGGUAUUUAACAUGAUGGCAGGACAAUUUCAGAUGAUGUCCAAAUGUAUACAGAAUUAGGCUUGGUACUUACCAAAAAAGAGAGACUUAAAAAUAGGAUUGGCAUUUCUAGCUUGUAUAAUUAGUAGUCAUAAAAUGAUAUUUUGAUAGACUGCUGAAGCCUCAUAGUCAUAUAUUAGCUUAUAGUUAUAUCUUAUAUGAUUUUUGUCUGUAAAACCAUGUAUGUACAAUAAAUUUAUUUUAGAAAUGUAGAAGCUUUGGCAGGUUGUUAUGUCA
Molecule: messenger RNA, 4319 nt
Organism: Quercus lobata
Lineage: Eukaryota; Viridiplantae; Streptophyta; Magnoliopsida; Fagales; Fagaceae
Product: C2 calcium/lipid-binding and GRAM domain containing protein
Exons: 9
Coding region: 558-3587 (1009 amino acids)
Source: RefSeq, a predicted model, not a curated record